Messenger RNA from Copidosoma floridanum, 4217 nucleotides. RefSeq names its product patatin like phospholipase domain containing sws (gene sws). Gene Ontology annotation, molecular function: phosphatidylcholine lysophospholipase A1 activity. Gene Ontology annotation, biological process: phosphatidylcholine metabolic process. The record is from RefSeq and is a predicted model, not a curated record. Lineage: Eukaryota; Metazoa; Arthropoda; Insecta; Hymenoptera; Encyrtidae. Gene Ontology annotation, cellular component: endoplasmic reticulum.
AUGCACACUUGCAUCUCGUCUUACCUCAUAUACUCACAAUUAUUCAUACAUCAGGUCUUGUUUUUCAUUGCAAAAGAACGUCAAAUGUAAAUCCGAUGGACGAUAAGCAUAUUUUAUUUCUCAUCCUCAACAUCUUCAGUCUGCUUCCCGUAAAUAGUCACUGUCAUUGUUGUUAAGUAUAAAUAUAUAUAACUGCCGUUGUUAUUGUUUUUGUUCCUGGCUGAGUUGUCAGGCCAGACUCAGCGAUCUCGUCGAAGUUUGCUCUGCACUCGGAUUUCUCGGAAAAGACAUGAACGCCCAUGAUGGAGGUUGUGGAGCUGAUCAACAACUUUGACUACAGCUUUGGCUCCUAUGCGUUUUCAAGAUGGAUAGAACACUUAAUUAUAGAGUAUCAAACUUCAAAGACACUGCUAGCAGUGUCUAUCGGUAUUCUGUUGACAAUCUUGGCUGUGUCAAUCUAUAUUCUUCGAAAAUGGAAGACCAAAGAACUUUUGCCACAGGUCAGAGAAUUUGUGGGUGUAGGCACGGGAAGGCCAAGGUUCAGAAAGCGAGACAAAAUGCUGUAUUACGGCAGAAAAAUGCUCAGAAAGGUGAAAUCCAUAAGUGGCCAAGUGCACAGUGCGGGCCAAGGAAAAAAGAGAAGAGCUGUCAUGAGAUUUGCCAGACGGCUUUUGCAGUUAAAAAAAGAAAACACUCCUCAGCAGUUGAAAGUACUGGAGCCACCUGCAGAGUAUUUAGAAGAAGAAAUAGGCACUGGAAACAGAGUGCCACCGGAUGCGCUCUACAUACUGCAGAGCAUACGAGUGUUUGGUCAUUUUGAAAAGCCAGUAUUUCUGAAGCUGUGCAAGCACACUGAAAUUAUAAAUUUGCCAGCAGGAAAUCAGUUAUUCAAAAUCGGAGAUCCAGAUGAGAAUGUGUUUAUUGUUCAACAGGGUUUAGUUAAUGUUUACAUAACAGGUCCAGAUGGAUCUCAGAUCUCACUGAAGCUCGUAAAAACUGGGGAAUCUGUUACUAGUCUUUUAAGUUUUACCGAUGUAUUAACUGGUCACGUGAGCACGUAUAAAACAGUAGCCGCACGAGCCGUAGAAAAUUCUAUUGUUGUAAAAUUGCCGAUGAACGCCUUUCAAGAAGUUUUCCAAGAUCAUCCAGAUGCAUUUGUUCGAGUCAUUCAGGUCAUCAUGGUCAGAUUACAACGUGUCACAUUUACAGCACUGCAUCAAUACUUGGGUCUCUCGGCGGAAUUAGUUAACCAAGGUUCAUACAAAAAGAAGCACAGUUCGGUCAUGGGUUCUCCAGUUAGAUCAAGAACCCGCGACAAUUUUAACGCGUCUGAUAAUCUUACUAGUUCGUAUUCAGCAACUACCGACCAACAACCAGACAUUACUCUGCGUGAGUACAACGUUGGCAUGUCUCAACCUGUCCCAAUAAUGUCAUCUCGAAGAUCGAAAACAAAUUUAGAAAUGAAGAGUUCAACCCCAGGUUCGCAUGCUACCCAGUACACUCCCGAGAAUCCCGAAAGCGAAUCUGUCUGGCCGGGUUCUAAUCAGCCUCCCUCACAGCACGGUGUCGAGCCAUCGGACAGCGGUGGUCCUGGAACACACUCUGGUAGUGCCAGUCGAAAACACUCGAAAAUCGAGGGCCCUCAGCAGCACCUGGAUGAGGCUCAAGUUGUUCAAAUUGCCACCGAAGCUUUUGUAAAAGAGCUAGGACUAGAAGACGAUACACUUCUUAAAAGUGGCAAGGUUCAGAUACGCGAAGUCCUCGGUGGUACUUAUCUGAUGAAGGAGGAAUCUCACAAAGAUGUAGCACUGGUUUACGUUGUGUCGGGAUCCUUGAUAAUCAGUCAACGCUCUUCCGAGGGCCGCGACGGCGAAGAUGUACACAUGUUCAGUGCUCAUCAAGGUGAAAUCGUAGGCGGACUAGCCGUACUGACGGGCGAGCCAUCGUUUUAUACAAUCAGAGCAAAACACUCGAGUCGCAUAGCACUGCUUAGCAAAUCCACGUUUUUUUCGAUCAUGCGCGAGAGGCCCACCGUUGUAUUACACAUUGCCAAGACCGUCGUACGACGGUUGAGCCCGUUUGUUAGACAGGUCGAUUUUGCCCUCGACUGGCUGUUUUUGGAAAGCGGAAGAGCAGUUUAUCGCCAAGGUGAUGAGUCUGACUCAACGUUCAUAGUUUUAAGUGGUCGCUUGAGAUCGGUAAUUACGUACGAAAACGGAAAAAAAGAGGUGGUCGCCGAAUACGGUAAAGGUGACCUGGUUGGCAUCGUCGAGAUGGUAACGCAGACUCAGCGAUCUACCACUGUCAUGGCAGUCCGUGACUCUGAGCUGGCAAAGCUACCCGAGGGUCUUUUUAAUGUCAUCAAGCUCCGGUAUCCCAUUGUUGUGACAAGGCUGAUUAAUUUACUUGGUCACCGUUUGUUGGGCACAUGGAAGCAAUCGCGACCGCAAAAUGGGUCUUGUGACGGAAGGCAAACAGCCCUAGAUGCUCGACCAGCACAAGUUAAUUUUUCAACAGUUGCCAUUGUUCCCAUCUCGGAUGACGUUCCACUGACGGCAUUUACUUACGAGCUGUACCACUCUUUGUGUGCCAUUGGUUCUACCGCCCGACUAACUUCCGACGUUGUACGAAAAACAUUAGGGGCAACCAUCAUGGAACCAAUGAACGAAUAUCGACUAACGUCAUGGCUGGCGCAGCAAGAAGACCAGCAUCGCAUAACGCUCUAUCAGUGCGACUCGAGUUACACCAUGUGGACGCAACGUUGCAUUCGCCAAGCCGAUUGUAUUCUCAUCGUUGGUCUAGGUGACAGACCGCCUUCGCUUGGUCGCACGGAACGCGAGUUCGAACGUCUGGCCAUGCGAACGCAGAAGGAGUUGGUGCUGCUGCACAAAGAACAAGGUGGACGAAAACCUACCAAUACCGUUCAAUGGCUCAACAUGAGGUCCUGGGUUUCGAGUCAUCAUCACAUCCAGUGCCCUAAACGCAUGUUUACGAGAAAAUCGCAGUAUCGAAUUAACGAGCUGUACUCAAAGGUCCUCAUGUCAGAGCCGAACGUACACAGUGACUUUAGUAGACUGGCGCGCUGGCUUACCGGCACGUCGGUAGGUCUCGUAUUGGGUGGUGGUGGAGCUCGAGGUGCAGCUCAUGUGGGAAUGCUUAAAGCCAUCAUCGAGGCUGGCAUUCCUAUUGAUAUGGUUGGGGGCGUGAGCAUAGGAGCCUUCAUGGGUGCACUUUGGUGUAUGGAAAAAAAUAUCACGACAGUCACGCAGAAAGCUCGCGAAUGGUCACAGAAAAUGACUCAAUGGUGGAGGCAAAUUUUGGAUCUCACGUAUCCCAUGACAUCGAUGUUUUCUGGCAAAGAUUUCAAUAAUACGAUCCACAGCACAUUUGGGGACGUGUACAUCGAAGACUUGUGGCUUCCUUAUUUUACAAUAACCACUGACAUAACUGCUUCUUGUAUGCGUACGCACACACACGGAUCGCUUUGGCGUUACAUACGUGGUUCGAUGUCUUUGUCCGGUUAUAUGCCGCCAAUGUGCGACCCAACCGAUGGCCACCUUCUCCUCGAUGGCGGGUACGUCAAUAACCUCCCAGCUGACGAGAUGCUGAGACAAGGUGCACAACACAUCCUAGCCAUCGAUGUUGGGUCGCAAGACGACACCGACCUCACGAACUACGGGGAUUCGCUGUCGGGCUGGUGGCUACUAUGGAAGCGCUGGAAUCCGUUCGCCGAGCCGGUCAAGGUGCCAAAUCUGCCUGACAUACAGUCCCGACUGGCUUACGUCAGCUGUGUACGGCAGCUCGAGGAGGUCAAAAACUCGGAUUACUGUGAAUACAUCAGGCCACCCAUCGACAGGUACAAGACCCUGCAAUUUGCCAAUUUCGAUGAGAUCAAGGAUGUUGGCUACAAUCACGGCAAAACUUACUUUGAAGGGCAAACGAAGGUAGGAAUUUUACCACGAUUCCAUGCGGACCGAGAAAAGGCAAAACUGUUGAGAGCCAAAUCACUGGCUGCAAGUCAGCAGCAGGCCCCUUCGUCGUACACCUUCACUGAUCUGGCACAAAUGGUUUGCAAAGUAUCACUUUGUAACCGCUAUCCGGACUUGGACUCCGACUCUGACGGAAUGGAAGAGUACGAGGCUGAUCUGGAAGAAGACGCACAUGAAGUUGGAUACGCUUCCGAACCUACUGUUGGCGUUUCGGAUCAAUACUCCUGA